Molecule: messenger RNA, 1755 nt
Organism: Durusdinium trenchii
Lineage: Eukaryota; Dinophyceae; Suessiales; Symbiodiniaceae
Source: the annotation of a GenBank genome assembly
AUGGCGGGCAACGCUGCCUGCUGGCGCGGCGGCUUCUCCUUCACGACCUGUUGCGCUGCCGGUGGCAACCCGGAGUGCUUUGAUUCCAUCUACACCUAUGAGGUGUGCUGCUUGGAUACCAAGAAUGUGAAUGCACUGCCACAAGAUUGCCGCACCAACGAGGAUGUCGCCUCCUCGCCGCGGAAAGCCCAAUGCCGUGGGACCUUUGGAGUCACAAAGGAUGACUGGGACCACUUCUUCCUGGCGCAUCAGUUGUCGCAGGCCCUGGGGACGUCCUACAAGGGUUGGCCCGACUUGAUGGCUCUUUGGCAAAAGGUGAAUGUGAGCUCAGCUUCCUUGGAGGCAGCCGAAGAAGACUGUGCCUUUGGCGUCGUCGCGCUCCUCCUGCAGUCCCUGCCCAGCAUUGAAAAGCUGCAUGGCUCUCUAACUGCAUUGAGAGGGUAUCGCCUGGCCUAUCGGAUCUUGGGAGGGGCGGCAGGUUCCGAAGAUUGCCGCUGGAACGACAUGGUGAAUCAUGCGCUGUUUGGGCACCUGGACCUGCUGAUGGGCACAGAGCAACGCUUCCACUUCUGUCCUGAAGGGGCCCCCAAGAUCUACGUCUACGACAAGGAGAUGAAGACCGACUCCUUCCUUUCCUGCGCCCGCACGGGCUUUUGGGCCUCAGAGGUGUACUUGGAUCGCUUCUUCCGACAGAGCAAAUGCCGAACCCAUGACCCCGAAAAAGCAGAGCUCUUCUUCGUGCCAGCCUAUUUGACCUGUUGGGAGUUGCAGUUCAGCAACCCCUUGGCACGGCAGCAGCGCCUCCGUGACGCCGCGGCCGCGGCGGCGGGGCUGCCGUUUCUGCGUCGUCGCGAGGGCUUGGAUCACGUGAUGCUCUUUGGAGCCAGCGCCUGGCAGCUGCCAGGGUGGCGCGAGCUCUUCGGCCGCUCGGUGCUGCUGGCCGUGGAGUCGGAGCCCAUUGAGUCGGACGGCAUCCCGGAGCAUGAGACCCACUGCUGGCAUUGCAAGGAUUGUUUUCAACCCUGGAAAGAUUUGGUGGUUCCGCCCCUCACACCCUUACCAGCGGAACGUAGCCUUUUGGCCAAAUCCAAGCCGAUGCUGGAGCGGAAGUUUCUGAUGGCUUGGCAUGGGCAGCAUGCCGAGUCGACAAACCCACAAGUGCGUCGAGCCUACGUGAUCACCAACGAAACGGUGCGGACCUCGUUGAUCCAAGAGCUCAGCCAUUUGUCGGAUGUGUCACUGGGCUCACCGGUCUCGGACUACGCGGGGAUCAUGGGCAAUGCCAAGUUCUGCUUGUGCCCCAAAGGAGCCUCGUCCUAUACGUCGCGGGUGUUCGAAGCGCUCUUCGCUGGGUGUGUCCCAGUGAUCCUGUCGGAUCAUGUCCGCCUGCCCUUUGAUGGCUUGGUGAAUUGGACGGACUUCAGUAUAGCCUGGCCCAUGGAAUAUGCAGACCUGAGUCUCUACAACUACUUAAAGGGCCUUUGGGACUUUGAGCGCCCGAAGGUCUUGGCCAUGCAGGCGAAGGCGCAAGAGCUGCGCUGCUGGUUCGACUACUUCGCGUUGGAACAGGACCCCAAAGAUUGCUCGCCCUACCUGGCAGUGCUGCUGGCUCUUCGUGCCAAGGUGGCGCACUUGCCACGUCCACGAAGAGUACCGGUACUGCGAAACAAAGAAGAGCACCGUUGCGUUUGCGCCUGGUGGAGCUGGGUUUUCGAGGUGAAGAUCGACAAGGGAUCUCCAAACAGAUUGAAAUGA